AUGACAGAGCUAUUAAGACACCCGAGAGUCAUGAAUAAUGUGCAAAAUGAAGUCAGAGAAGGCAAACCACACAUAACAGCAGAUGAUCUGGAGGAAAUGCACUGCCUUAAAGCAGUGGUCAAAGAAACUGUUCGUUUGCAUCCUCCUAUCGCAUUACACGGACUUGAAGCGAUCGAAGAUGUCAGACUAAUGGGUUAUGACAUUCCAGCCGGAACACUGGUUAUUAUCAAUGCUUGGGCAAUCGGAAAGGACCCCAUGUCAUGGGUUGAACCUGAAGAGUUUCAGCCUGAGAGGUUCUUGAAUUCAUCUAUAGAUUUCAGAGGGCACGAAUUUGAAUUGAUUCCAUUUGGAGCUGGCAGGAGGGGCUGCCGAGGGACCUCCUUCGCAAUGGCCACCAAUGAGUUUGUGUUGGCAAAUCUCAUGCACAAGUUCGAUUGGGCAUUGCCUGGUGGAGCCAAGGUAGAACAUCUGGACAUGACUGAAUGCUCUGGUGUUACAAUCCGCAGAGGAAUACCUCUCCUUGCUGUUGCAACUCCAUGUUCUUGCUACUGUAAUCUGUGA
Cornus florida is the source of this 561-nucleotide messenger RNA. RefSeq names its product cytochrome P450 71A8-like. The coding region runs from base 1 to 561 and encodes 186 amino acids. Gene Ontology annotation, molecular function: monooxygenase activity; iron ion binding; oxidoreductase activity, acting on paired donors, with incorporation or reduction of molecular oxygen. The record is from RefSeq and is a predicted model, not a curated record. The transcript has a single exon. NCBI's taxonomy places the organism in Eukaryota, Viridiplantae, Streptophyta, Magnoliopsida, Cornales, Cornaceae.